AUGGCCAUGAAAAUCUCGAUAAAUACUGCAUUGUUUUGUGGUCAAUUCGCUAUUUCAAUAAUGCAUACAUUUUUUAUGUUUUAUUAUGUGAAAAUAUUUUUAAAUAUUUUCAAAAUUGACGAAUAUAUUUUUAAUUUAUCGCAAAUUUUUUUGAUCGUAUGGAAUUCAAUUAACGAUCCAAUUUUUGGCUAUAUUCAAUACCACUUUUUAAAAUUUUAA
This is a messenger RNA of Dracunculus medinensis (Guinea worm), 219 nucleotides long. NCBI's taxonomy places the organism in Eukaryota, Metazoa, Nematoda, Chromadorea, Rhabditida, Dracunculidae. The record is from the annotation of a GenBank genome assembly.